This is a messenger RNA of Purpureocillium takamizusanense, 697 nucleotides long. It is a transcript of the gene NHP6, whose product is annotated as Non-histone chromosomal protein 6. The transcript is spliced from 3 exons. Bases 395 to 697 code for a protein of 100 amino acids. The record is from RefSeq and is a predicted model, not a curated record. Lineage: Eukaryota; Fungi; Ascomycota; Sordariomycetes; Hypocreales; Ophiocordycipitaceae.
GACCACGGUUUCAUCGCCGUCUUCUCUUCGUUUUAAAAGUCUUCAAGGUACGUGGAGGUGCUCAAUUGCCAUCUUUUUGGACUUCACAAUGUGACGUGCCCGCGACGGUGCCGCCAAUGCCUCUCCGCCUUCGCCCUCAAUCUCACUUCACACCCUGGCCCUCAAUUCACUUACACCAGCCUCCACACACAAAUCACGUACCGCGUCGCUGGCCCCAUCGGUGGCUCCCGGCGCGCGACCAGUCACAACAGCACCAUUGACGUCGCUCGGCGCGCCGUCUCACUUUCGCACCUUGCCUGUCACCGCACUCACUUCAUUUCUGCACUUGAUAAAUGCUGCCGCAUCCUCACUCAAUUCCGCUUGCUAACACGAGACGUGCAGACACAUCAUCAAAAUGCCCAAGGCAGCAGCUGGCAAGCGUGGCGCCAAGGAGGUCAAGAGACGCGGCAAGAAGGACCCCAACGCCCCCAAGCGUGGCCUCUCCGCGUACAUGUUCUUUGCCAACGAGCAGCGUGAGAACGUCCGUGAGGAGAACCCCGGCAUUUCCUUCGGUCAGGUCGGCAAGAUCCUGGGCGAGCGAUGGAAGGCCCUGAACGACAAGCAGCGCGCCCCCUACGAGGCCAAGGCCGCUGCUGACAAGAAGCGCUACGAGGACGAGAAGCAGGCUUACAACGCUGAGGCCGAUGACUCUUCUUGA